CUUUACGAGUUUGUCUCCCCGAGCGCCCCCAACCUGCCCAGCAGACGUGAAAUUGAAAAGCUUCGCCGUGAAAAUGGCCCCAACACCAGACAUCUAACAGUCACCCACAAUGGUAAAAAAUUCUUCGUCAAGUAUAAUUCACUGCAAGUGGAAGAGGUCCGAAAUCAACAGUUCUUCUUCGAUCAGAUUGCCAAACGAGCGGAUUCGCCCAUUCGCAUCCCGGAAAUCUACGAGGUCUUUGAGACCAAACACGAUGGUUAUAUCGUUAUGGAACAUAUCGAUAUAGACCAUUUUGCAUCGGAUAAACAGCGAUCCACUGCUAUCACUGAGCUGGUCACUAUAGAGCCCCCACCACAUGCUCCUCUGGGACCUAUUGGCGGCGGCCUGAUCAGACAUCACUUCUUCGACUUUAUCGAUGCGGAGGCGCCUGUGGUCUAUGACUCUGUGGAGGAUUUAGAGUCUCAUAUUAAUAGAGUACUCAAGGCAUUCAAAUAUCUAAACCAAGACCUUCAGCAAGUCCACCUCACUGAUGAACGGCUGGUCUGCUACUACUCCGAUCUCUAUAAAAAGAACUUUCCCGUCGACAAGAACGGUCAGCUCUGGGUGGUGGAUUUCCAUCACGCCGGGGUUCUCCCGAUAAGCUUCAUGUCCUUUACGCUCGCAUUACCGAUCCGCGACCCGAUCCCAUUUCCAUAUCGUAAUAUGAUCCCCAUUGAGCACACCGACAACUUCAAAGCUAUGCGUAAGGCAUCUUGGUGUUUCAAGACU
Messenger RNA from Aspergillus sclerotioniger CBS 115572, 768 nucleotides. RefSeq lists its product as uncharacterized. NCBI's taxonomy places the organism in Eukaryota, Fungi, Ascomycota, Eurotiomycetes, Eurotiales, Aspergillaceae. The record is from RefSeq and is a predicted model, not a curated record. The annotation marks the transcript as partial. The transcript has 2 exons.